Messenger RNA from Camellia sinensis, 1268 nucleotides. RefSeq names its product GDSL esterase/lipase At5g14450-like. Lineage: Eukaryota; Viridiplantae; Streptophyta; Magnoliopsida; Ericales; Theaceae. Gene Ontology annotation, molecular function: hydrolase activity, acting on ester bonds. The record is from RefSeq and is a predicted model, not a curated record.
AUGGAGUUUGUCAAUAGAUUGGUGUUUGGGAUAUCAAUAACAAUAGUUUUGAGUGCUAAUUUUGCAGCUAUGGAUGUCACCAGUUUUCAACCAUGCAAUUUUUCGACAAUUUACAAUUUUGGCGACUCAAAUUCCGAUACAGGCACUCUGUCAGCUGCUUUUUAUCCUAUUCCACCACCCAACGGUCAGACUUUCUUCAAAAUGCCCGUUGGAAGAGUUUCUGAUGGGCGUCUCAUCAUUGACUUCAUAGCUGAGCACUUGAAACUGCCUCAUUUAAGUGCAUACAUGGAUUCAGUUGAAGCUGAUUUCAAACAUGGUGCCAACUUUGCAUCAAUAGGGGCAACCUUUGUCAAUUGGAUGGAGACCUUUUGGCAACAUGGUGUGAGCCCAUUUAGUGUCAAUACUCAGAUCAACAAUCAUUUUGAUCAGUUCAAAAACCGAACUAUUGACCUCUACAACCAAGGCAAGGUCGAUAUAAGCACACUCCCAAAUCCUAAGGACUUCUCAAAUGCUCUUUACGUGAUUAAUAUCGGGCAUACUGAUCUUUCUGUUGGUUUCCGGAAGCUAAGCACUGAGCAAUUUCAAAAUACAACAUUAUCAACUAUGGCACAAAACGUCACUGAUUAUGUCCAAGCUUUGUAUAGAAUGGGAGCGAGGACAUUUUGGAUACAAAAUGCACGCCCUAUUGGUUGCUUCCCAAAUAGCACAUUGUCUAUUAAGAAUUCAAAGUUGGGUUUUCUAGAUCAGAAUGGUUGUAUCAAGAGUCAGAAUGACAUUGCUAUGGAGUUAAACAAGCAGAUUAAGGACAAAGUGAUCAAACUAAGGACACAACUCGCAGAUGCCGUGCUAACUUAUGUGGAUGUUUAUACCGCUGAGUAUGAUUUGAUCAGCAAUGCUAAGAGCCAAGGGUUCACUGACCCAAUGAAGAUAUGUUGUGGGAUUUACGAGAAUGGUGUUUAUGUCCAAUGUGGGAAAAAGGAAAACAUAAAUGGCAAGGAAGUGUAUGCCGGUUCUUGUGAGAAUCCUUCAACCUAUAUUAGUUGGGAUGGCAUACACCACACCGAAGCUGCAAAUUAUUGGAUUGCUAAUCGCAUAAUCAAUGGUUCAUUGUCAGAUCCACCAAUUCCAAUCACCCGCGCAUGUCACAAGUAAUAAAAUUACUCUAAUGUAAUCUGAGAGAUCAUAAGUUUGCUUUCAUUUCGUUGUUUGUUUCAAAACUCUCACUAUCUGCAUUACAAAACUUUUGGACUUCAAAAUGAAGAUUUAGA